GGGCACGCGCGCGGGGUCCCGCGGACAAAGGAGAGGCGUGCGAGAGGAGACCGACGCGGAGAGGCGCGGCCGGGGGCGACUGAGACCGCGGCCGGCCGCCGACGCCGGUGAGCGACGCUCACAGCCAUGGGCAACGUCAAUGACUCACUGGCGCAAGAUGAGUCGAUGCCGCACCUGCCGAGGAACCCCACCAUGCCCACCAUUCAGGAGGAGGACGAGGACGCCAGCGACAAAUCGCACUCAGGAGGAAUCCAAAUGUCGCCGCGGCCCGAGGAAGAGGAGUCGUCGCGUCCUCAGUUCACCAUUGGGGACCGGCGACGAUCCACUCAGAGCGAGGAGCCCCAACUGAGGCCACCGCAGUACAGACGAGGAUCUGCGUCAGCCGGUGUCGACCCAGAGCCGCCGGAGCCGGACGACUGCGCCAUGGACGUGCCGCACGUGGUGCCGCCCGACGGCGGCUGGGGCUGGGUCAUCGUCGCCGCCAGCUUCAUGUGCAACGCCAUCGUCGACGGCAUCAUCUUCAGCUUCGGCAUCCUGCUGCUGCAGCUGGUGUCUGAGUUCGGGGAGGGCAAGUCCAAGACGGCCUGGAUUGGCUCCAUUCUCUCUGGGUUCUACCUGAUCGCAGGUCCUUUUGUGAGCGCGUUGGCGAACAAAUUUGGCUUCCGAGUCGUGACGAUCGCGGGCGCCAUCAUCUCCAGCACUGGCUUCUUCAUAUCAGCGUACGCGGAUUCCGUCAACUUCCUGGUGAUCACGUACGGCCUAAUUGGCGGCGUCGGCUUCGGCAUGAUCUACCUGCCGGCCGUGAUCGCUGCCGGCUUCUACUUCGACAAGCGCCGCGCGCUGGCCACAGGCAUCGCCGUCUGCGGCUCCGGCAUUGGCACGUUCGUGCUGGCGCCGCUCACCAGCUGGCUGGCGGACCGCUACGGCUGGCGCGGCACCAUGAUGGUGCAGUCAGGGAUCGUGAUCACGUGCGCCAUGUUUGGCGCCCUGUUCCGGCCGCUGGAACCCGUGCGCACGCCGCACACAGUGGAGGCCAGCUCCGUGCCUGGCACGCCACUCAUGAUCCGCAUCAAGCGCGCGCGGGACAAGCUGAUGGAGGACGUCACGCCGUUCGGCUCCAUGUACUCCAUCGAGGGGCACAUGUCGACCCACCACUCGGCCGCCAACUUCAAACCUCCGGUGCCGGCCGAGGCGCGAGCGAACGGUGCGCCGCUACCAGGCGUGCGCAGCGAGCACCGCCUGCAGCGACGCAGCAGCGAGCGCGACGCGCACCCGGCCGCCGGGCAGCACCGCAAGUCGCUGCCGGCCAUCAACUACGCCACCGACGGCAACAGGAACGAGCUGGCGCCGCCGCCGGCCGGCUCCGGCCUGCUCAAAGUGCCGGGCGCGUCACACCUGCGCCUGCCGGAGCCGCGCCGCAAGUUCUCCAUUCAGGACGCCGCGAGACCAAUGUACAGGGAGGACAUCUUCUACAGUGGAAGCGUCUACAAGCUCAAGACGAGCGUGGAGAGCUUGGAGAAGUACCACGCGUCGGUGACCCACCUGCCAUCGUGGGAGCCGGCCGACGAGACGGAGGCCGAGCGCCGUGCCGCCGCCUACUGCUUCUGCUGCUCGCGCGCCUGCACCGACGUGCUGGCCACCAUGCUGGACUUCUCGCUGCUCAAGAGCCCCACCUUCCUUAUACUGAGUCUGUCUGGCUUCAUGGCGCUGAUGGGGCUGUUCGUGCCCUUCAUGUACCUGGUCGACCGCGCCAUCCUGCUGGGCAUCGACCAGAGCUCGGCCACGUUCAUCAUCUCACUGAUCGGCAUCAUGAACACGGUGGGCCGCGUGGUGUGCGGCUGGAUCAGCGAUCACCCGCGUGUCGACGCUCUGGUCGUCAACAACGGCGCUAUCAUCCUGGCCGGCGUGGCCAGCGUGCUUUCCCCCUCCUUCCAGUCGUACGAGAUGCUGAUGGCGUACGGCAUUGUAUUCGGACUGGCGAUAGCCUGCUUCGCGUCCCUCCGCUCCAUCCUGGUGGUGGAGAUGCUGGGUCUGCACAGGCUGAACAACGCCUUCGGUCUGAUGCUGCUCUUCCAGGGCAUUGCUGCCACCGUCGGCGGCCCCAUAGCAGGGAGCCUGUUCGACACGACGCAGAGUUACGACGCCACCUUCUACAUCGCGGGUUCGCUCUUCCUGGCGGCCGGCAUCAUCAGCCUUCCGCUGAACCGCGUCAAGCACUGGGAGGAGCAGCGCACCGGCCAGGGCAUGCGCGACCCGUACAUGCCCAACGGGCACGUUUAGGACCGCCCCUCCCCACUCACGCACCGGCGCGCCGUCGACUGCGCGGAGAGGCCCCUCACGCGGCUGGCACGCGGUGGUGGCACGAGCCGCAGCGGGGACGGACUCAGCGGCCA
Messenger RNA from Pollicipes pollicipes, 2393 nucleotides. Its product is annotated as monocarboxylate transporter 12-like. Gene Ontology annotation, molecular function: monocarboxylic acid transmembrane transporter activity. Lineage: Eukaryota; Metazoa; Arthropoda; Thecostraca; Pollicipedomorpha; Pollicipedidae. Gene Ontology annotation, biological process: monocarboxylic acid transport; transmembrane transport. The record is from RefSeq and is a predicted model, not a curated record.